AUGCUUAAAGACCUACCCCGGGACGCGCUGCUGCGUCCCCUCACGCGGAAUGAGGUUGUCGGGAUGCUGAUCAGGUUGACGAUCUUUGGAGCCGCUACUUACUACAGCAUCAAAUGGGUCGUGGAGGCCCUGGACCCGACGCAGAAACAGAAAGUCGAAGCCAAGAAACGGGCAGAGCAGCUGAUGAAGCAGAUUGGCGUGGAAGGCGUUAGUCUGACAGAGUAUGAGAUGAACAUCGCUUCACAUCUGGUGGAUCCUCACUCUAUGAAGGUGACGUGGCGAGAUGUGGCAGGAUUGGACGAGGUGAUAACAGAGCUGCAGGACACCGUCAUACUGCCCUUCCAAAAACGCCACUUGUUCAAAGGCUCCAAACUCUUCCAGCCCCCCAAAGGUGUGUUACUCUAUGGACCUCCAGGCUGUGGGAAAACCCUCAUCGCCAAGGCAACAGCCAGGGCUUCAGGAUGCCAGUUCAUUAACCUCCAGGCCUCCACGCUGACGGACAAGUGGUAUGGCGAAUCACAGAAGCUCACGGCCGCUGUGUUCUCAUUGGCUGUCAAGAUCCAGCCCUGCAUCAUUUUCCUUGAUGAAAUAGACUCGUUCCUACGGAAACGCAGCAGUCUGGACCACGAGGCCACGGCCAUGAUGAAAGCCCAGUUCAUGAGUCUGUGGGACGGACUGGACUCUGGACCGAACAGCCUGGUGAUGGUGAUGGGAGCCACUAACAGGCCACAGGAUGUGGAUCCAGCCAUUCUCCGCAGAAUGCCUGCAACUUUCCACAUAGAUCUACCAAACCAGGCCCAGAGACAUGAAAUCCUCCGGCUGAUUCUGUCUGGAGAAAACCUGAGUAAUGCUGUUAACCUCAGGGAGAUAGCAGAGAGGUCAGAGGGAUUUUCGGGCAGUGACCUGCGGGAGUUGUGUCGUGAUGCGGCCAUGUAUCGUGUGCGGGACUACAUCCGAAAGCAGCAGAUGAGACAAAUCGCACAGCACUUUCAACUGGACGAGGAGGAGGAGAGUCCUGUGGAUGACACACAGCUGCGUCCUGUGACUCAGUUGGAUUUGCUCUUCGGUCUGGAUAAGAUUAAAGAGUCUAAACUGGCCACUGUCUCACCCAGCAACCUGAGAGAGGUCCCCCUGGACUGA
Molecule: messenger RNA, 1140 nt
Organism: Chanos chanos (milkfish)
Lineage: Eukaryota; Metazoa; Chordata; Actinopteri; Gonorynchiformes; Chanidae
Gene: atad1a
Product: ATPase family AAA domain containing 1a
Exons: 9
Coding region: 1-1140 (379 amino acids)
Biological process (GO): extraction of mislocalized protein from mitochondrial outer membrane
Cellular component (GO): mitochondrial outer membrane
Molecular function (GO): ATP hydrolysis activity; ATP binding
Source: RefSeq, a predicted model, not a curated record